ACAGUGCAAAUGAGAGCGGAAGGAGGCAUUGAGCACAUUAAUAAAGCCAUCGAGAAACUGAGAAAGCGUCACGCAGAGCAUAUUCGUGUCUACGACCCAAACGGUGGCGAGGACAACAAGCGGCGACUCAUAGGUUGUCAGGUGUUCUCCAGCAUAAAUGAUUUCUCACCAGGUGUUGCUAACCGCGGGGCCAGCAUUCGUAUCCCCUAUCGGGUGGCUCAGAACAAAUGUGGCUACUUUGAGGACCGCCGUCCUGCUGCCAACUGUGACCCAUAUGCUGUGACCUGCGCAAUG
This is a messenger RNA of Sinocyclocheilus rhinocerous, 294 nucleotides long. RefSeq names its product glutamine synthetase-like. The transcript is spliced from 2 exons. The record is from RefSeq and is a predicted model, not a curated record. Gene Ontology annotation, cellular component: cytoplasm. Gene Ontology annotation, molecular function: glutamine synthetase activity. The annotation marks the transcript as partial. Lineage: Eukaryota; Metazoa; Chordata; Actinopteri; Cypriniformes; Cyprinidae.